Messenger RNA from Rhizophagus irregularis DAOM 181602=DAOM 197198, 580 nucleotides. RefSeq lists its product as uncharacterized. NCBI's taxonomy places the organism in Eukaryota, Fungi, Glomeromycota, Glomeromycetes, Glomerales, Glomeraceae. Gene Ontology annotation, molecular function: protein binding. The record is from RefSeq and is a predicted model, not a curated record.
AAAAAAAAAAUAAUUUCUUUGGAAAUAAAUUUAUAUACUUAUAAGUAAUUACCAAAUGAGUGAAGUAAUCGAAAUUGAAGUUGAUAAAAAUGACGUUGAUGUAAAUGAUGUUGAUAAAAAUGAUGUUGAUAAAAUAUUUACCUUCGAUGAUGUCGAUGAUAAACCACAUAACGGUAAACCUAUUACUAGGAUAGAAACAUCACCAAAUGAAAACUACCUUAUUACUUAUAGUGAAGAAGAUCGUUCAAUUGUUGGUUGGAAUGUUGAAAAUAUAGAUAAGGUUCAACUUAAAUUUGAUAAAACUAUUAAAAUUGGUUAUGGAACCAUAAGUUUAUGUGUUUCUGAUGACAAGAAACUAUGUAGAAUUUAUGAUUAUGAUAAAUAUAAAAUCGAUGUAAUCGAUAUGAAUAAUAAAGAUAAAAUUACAUUAAGUUUUUAUAGAAAAGUUAGAUCAAUGUAUUGUACCUUUAAUUUAAAAGGUGAAUUUAUUUUAUAUAGUUUAGUUUACGAACAUAAAAUUAUUUGGAUUUAUUCCACACAAACUAAAAAUAACAAAUGGGAAUGUAAGAGAUUUUACUAG